Leucoraja erinaceus (little skate) is the source of this 2969-nucleotide messenger RNA. RefSeq names its product male-specific lethal 1 homolog. Gene Ontology annotation, cellular component: MSL complex. The coding region runs from base 291 to 1790 and encodes 499 amino acids. The record is from RefSeq and is a predicted model, not a curated record. The transcript has 8 exons. Lineage: Eukaryota; Metazoa; Chordata; Chondrichthyes; Rajiformes; Rajidae.
AGGUAGGAAGGAAGGAGAGAGAGAGCGGGGCCGGGCAGGGCCCGGGCAAGCACAGACAUGAAUGAAUGAACAAUAAAACACACUGAAUAAAACGCAGCCGGGCCGCAGCAACAGCAGCGGGGGCGACUCCGCCCCGAAUAUAAACUAAAAAGAGCAGCGUCUCCCGGGCCGGAGCCUCGGCGGGGAGGGGAAAGGAGUAGAUAGAAAUCGGCCGCCGAAGGAAGCGGGGGCAGGCCGCCCGCCAGGCGAGGCUCGGCGCCCAGCCCGUGCCCGCUGCGGGCCAGCCGGCCAUGACAAUGAAGCCGGGCGGGGAGGCCGAGAGGCGGGCGGCGGCCAGCGAGCAGGACGGAGGAGAAGCGUUGGGAUCAGGCGGCGAGAACCCGACCAAAGGCGGCCGCAAGGUGAACGGCAGCGAGCAUGGCAAAGCGACGAAGGGUGUCCGGGCGACCUGGUCUCGGGCGGCCGUGCCGGGAGGAGAGAGCGGCGGGCCGGGCGAAGGCAACGCUGCCGUCCCCGGCUUGGAGGCCUUGCACUGGGGCAAAGUGAGGAAACAGCAGCAGCAGCAGCAACAACUACAACUGAUGCAGCAGCAGCAGCAACCGCCGUCGUCGCAGCAACAACAGCCGCCGCUGCAGCAGGGCCCGAGUCAGAGCGCCCGCCUCAAGCAGAUCGUCCUGCUGCAGCUCGACCUGAUCGAGCAGCAACAACAACAGCUCCAGCUCAAGGAGAGGGAGAUCGACGAGCUGAAGGCGGAGAAAGAGACGCUUCUGGCUCGUCUUGAGCGCAUGGAAAGGAGGAUGCAGCUGGUGAAAAAAGAGAAUGAUAAGGACAAGCAUCAGUUUGUUCCAGUGGUGGAUGGGAAUGAGGAGAAGAAUGCAUCAGAACAAGAGAAAAUCCAGCCAGAAUAUCAACAGAUGGCCCCUGAUCAACCUCUGACUAUGACACAGAGUAAUCAAACAGAAACACAUACUGGGAAGGGUUAUAAAAGGAAAUCUGCACUUGGAACAACAGAAAGGAAAGCAUCAGUGAAAAAGCUUGCGGCUGAAUUCUCAAGAGUACGGACGAAACAGGCCAAAUCGGCUCACCUCCGACAGGCCUCGAGCAGCCACUUACCCGACAAAGUUUCAAAACGAGAACUGCGAAGUAAAGAAACUCCAGAGAAAUCUAAAUCUCAGACUGAGGGGGUCCACAAACCAUCAAGCAGCAUAAAGACUCCAGGUCAUCCAACCAGUAAAGACCAGUCCAUAUAUAAUGACAUAGAAGAGGAACCGUACCUCUGUACCACUGAGAUGUACCUAUGUCGGUGGCAUCAGCGACCACCUUCCCCUCUUCGAGAACCUUCACCCAAGAAGGAAGAAACUGUAGCAAUACCAUCUUGGAAAGAGCACUCGGCAGAACCUCUCGCAGACCUACCACCUGAAGAUGUAAUUGAGAACUUGGAUGAUUGUGCGUUUACGAAACGACAUGCAAAACUUGAGCUCGAUGAAAAAAGAAGGAAAAGGUGGGAUAUUCAGCGGAUCAGAGAACAAAGGCUCCUGCAACGUUUGCAACUGCGGAUGUACAAAAAGAAAGGAAUUCAGGAAUCGGAGCCUGAAAUCCUGUCGUUUUUCCCUGAACCAGACGAUGUGGAAUCUCUGGUCAUUACCCCAUUUCUACCCGUGGUGGCUUUUGGCAGACCUCUACCAAAGUUAUCACAACAGAACUUUGAAUUACCUUGGUUGGAUGAACGCAGCAGGUGCAGGAUAGACAUACAGAAAAAACAGACGCCACAUCGGACAUGCCGCAAAUAAACGUUUUUGGACAGAAAUCUUGCAUACUGUCCGUGUUAUAAACUGUACUGCAAAUCAGCACUUAGGAUGCCAACCGGCAGAAACCUCUCGGGUGGUCUGAAGGACCAUCUAUCUGCCCGAGGAUCUUAUUCAGUGUUUAUAUUGAUGUUUGUAAUUAAUCGUCGCUACACCAAUAACUGAUUAGUCUCAUUUCUUGCCUUUAUACUUUUGCUUCUUUUACCGAAGUGAAAAACUAUUACUUUUGGUUUUUUGUCCAUUGAAUUUGAACAGUGCGUUUUUUGGUCUGUUUUGCAAAGUUGACCAUGUACAGAAAAAAAUGGAGAACUUGUACAGAAUCUUGCACCUUUUUUAAAAAAAACUGUUUAUGUUAUGUAUAGAUUUUGCAAGCAGCCCUGUUUUUUUUGAAUUUUUUUUUUGACCCAAAUAAUACCUGAUUCAACAUGUUGACUAGGACACUCUUAACCUGGUUUCCUACAUACGUUUAUUGAAGGCGAGGUUCAAAUCUGGUAAUCUGGGGGCAGCAUUGCCAGAUUGCUGUUCCUGCUAAUCACUGAAAUCUGGGCUGGAAGAUGGGUUCAGUGGAAGAUAUAAACAUCUAUCUUCUCAUCUUUGGCUAUAAAUAGCCCUUUCUUUUAGAACCCCCCCCCUGUUGAGAUUCAGCCCAGGGCUAGAGAAGGCAGUAUCUUGUGGCAACGGGUUCGUCUGUUUGAUCCCAAGGGUCAUGUCGGAUUUGAAGUUGCUCAAACACCAGCCAUGGUCUCGGGAGCAAACAAUGGGAGGAUUUGUUGCAACGGGAGGGGUGGGAAAGGGAUAGGGGAUGGUAAUGAGAGAGCGCAGCAGGUGGAUCACAAUAGACACACCCUAGUGGUAACAAAUAAAAUGGGAAAAGCUUGUUGGUUUUGGCUUUGCCUAACUGACCUGAGGUCUGCCAUAGGAGGCAAUGCCAUGAAUCGCUUUGAUCCGUGCCAUGCCCAGCCUGUGUUUAAUAAAUCACAGACCUCUGAGACUUUUACUCCAGUACUACCUACUUGUGCUGAGAGGGGAAAAUAAUGAGAGGCAAGCCAUGAAGGAAGAUUUCUGUGUAGUUCGAGUUCGAAAAAAAUCUCUCCAGUUUGAAUGUUGUAACAUGUUUUGGUGAAUGCAAAAAAAAUAAAGAUGGCAGGUAACUUCUGUACUUCA